Oncorhynchus tshawytscha (Chinook salmon) is the source of this 336-nucleotide messenger RNA. RefSeq names its product epidermal growth factor receptor kinase substrate 8-like. The record is from RefSeq and is a predicted model, not a curated record. The annotation marks the transcript as partial. Gene Ontology annotation, cellular component: plasma membrane; vesicle; ruffle membrane. Gene Ontology annotation, molecular function: actin binding. Gene Ontology annotation, biological process: regulation of Rho protein signal transduction; positive regulation of ruffle assembly; Rho protein signal transduction. NCBI's taxonomy places the organism in Eukaryota, Metazoa, Chordata, Actinopteri, Salmoniformes, Salmonidae. The transcript is spliced from 3 exons.
AUGAUUCUGAAGAGUGACGGGGUCAUCCCACCGCCCCCCGCGGCGCCCGCACCCGAGCCCCCCGCCACCCUCACCCAGGUGGACGUGAGGAGUCGUGUGGCAGCCUGGUCAGCCUGGGCGGCGGAGCAGCAGGACUAUGAUAAACAGCCUCAGUAUUCUGACCAGAAUGAACCUUCGGAGAUGAUGGCUACCAGAGUGGAUCGAGACGUGCAAAUCCUGAACCACAUUCUGGACCACAUCGAGUUCUUCGUGACCAAACUGCAGAAAGCGGCUGAGGCCUUCAACGAGCUCUCUAAGAGGAAGAAAUCUAAAAGAACAAGAAGAAGGGACCCGGAG